GCUACUUCGAUUUCAUCUGCAUCCGGUUUGAAUAACAGCUGUCAGAUGAAAACACAGUAGCACUGAGGCGAGAGAGCUUGUGUGAACUAUUAUUGGCCCCAAGAUGGCUGUGGCCAUGAGCUCUACAUGUCCCGGCCUGUACUGUGGCAGGAUAAUGGUCAACAGAACAGUGGAGGGAGAGUGUGGUGUGUGUCCUCGUGGAGAGCGGGUCAACCAGCAGUAUGUGUGUGAGCGCUGCCUUGAGUCCCCUGAGCUCUACGACUGGCUCUAUCUGGGCUUCAUGGCCAUGUUACCUCUGGUGCUGCACUGGUUCUUCAUCGAGUGGUACUCUGGGAAAAAAAGCUCCAGCGCUCUGCUGCAGCACAUCACAGCCAUGCUGGAGUGCAGCGUGUCGGCCGUGGUCACCCUGCUGGUCACAGAGCCCGUGGGGAAGCUCAGUAUCCACUCGUGUCGAGUCCAAAUGCUGUCAGACUGGUACACCAUGCUCUACAACCCCAGCCCGGACUACGUCAACACCUUACACUGCACCCAGGAGGCCGUCUACCCUCUCUACACCAUUGUGUUGAUCUACUACGCGUUCUGCCUGGUGCUGAUGAUGCUGCUGCGCCCUCUGCUGGUGAAGAAGAUCGCGUGCGGUCUGGGCAAAUCAGAUCGCUUCAAGAGCAUCUACGCCGCUCUGUACUUCUUCCCCAUCCUGACGGUGCUGCAGGCUGUGGGAGGAGGGCUGCUCUACUACGCGUUCCCCUACAUCAUCCUGGUCCUGUCUCUGGUCACACUGGCUGUUUACAUGUCGGCCUCUGAAAUCCAGUCUUUUAAGAACCUGGUUGCUAAGAAGAAGCGUCUGGUGGUCCUGUUCAGCCACUGGCUGCUCCACGCGUACGGCAUCAUCUCCAUCUCCCGACUGGACAAGCUGGAGCAGGACCUGCCGCUGUUGGCCCUGGUGCCGGGCCCCGCCCUGUUCUACAUCGCCACGGCCAAGUUCACGGAGCCCAGCCGCAUCCUGUCUGAGGGCGGCAACGGACACUGACAGACAGAGACAGAGACGGUUUCACACAUUAGCUGCGGUCCAAACUUUGGACUGACAGCAGUGUGUCCCUCAGUAUUCUGAGCUAACGUGAUCAAACUGGCUCAACCAGUCAAUGACCAUAAAGUAAUGACAUCACGUGGCUGGGAUUGUUAUUUAAAACUAUGUCAUGAUCAAGAAUGACUCCAAAAGGUGUGCGUUAAGUAAAAGUUUGCGAAUAAGGAAUAAGCUCUCUAGGUUUCCUAUCGUUAAUGUUCUCUGAGCAGGACAGCUGGUCUCUGAUCUGUUUCCACAUCGGUUCACUCAGCUGUGCAAACUUAUUUCAGUAGUUAAACAUGCAAAUGUUCCCAGGGUAACAUGACUCCUCACAGCCCACACUGACAACUGCUCACUGAGUGCUCAUGUUACAGCAUUUCAUGUUAGCAUGCUCGCAGCUUAUGAUUCUGUUCAUUCAGAGUGAAUUCACCUUUUAACUUUAAAAAAAAAUCUAUUUUCAUAGAAUCCAUAACACUAAUGACAAAAGCCAAUGAUGAGUUACCACAGGAGCAGGAAUGAGGCCUAAACCCAGGAAAUGAGUUCGUAUUUCAGCACUCCUGUUUGCCUCGUCAUGAAGUCAGUUGAAUAGGUUUUCGGUUAGAGGCACAAAAAAAGGUCUGUGGUUAAACACAAGCUGAAGAGACUUUCAUGUUUUGCUCUACUACUUAAAAUAUGUCAGUACAUACCCCACUGUCCUCUCUGAAGCUUUAUGUGUCUUUAAAAAGGUGGACACUAAUGAUUGGCUAAGGCCACGUUAAGACGAGAACGGCCAUACUAAAAACGGAAAGUCUGUCUGAAAGUCUUUGUGUUUAAAUAAAGAAAUCCACAUUCAUAUGAUAAAACUGUGGAAAUGAUCGUCGUGAACACAGAUCCACAAAAAUAUCAGCAGACGCUGUAAUAUGCAUGCCAGGCUAGCAGUUGUAACUUUGUGAUAACACUGUAGAAAAAUGACACGCGCCUGUGUGAAGUGCGGCCGUGACACCCCUGUUCUCACAGGAUCUGCGCAUUGCCAGUUCACAAAGCAACAGAAUGGGUGGCAGUUUCUAAAGAUUACAAUCUGGAACCCAGUUUCAAAAGUUUGCACUUUCAGGCCGCCAAAAUGCUGUUGUCAUGAGAAUGAAACAAAAAAAGUUUAACGCUUCAUGCAAGACCUGUUGCACACCAAACACGCUUCACAGUCUUGUCGUGGUGGCGAUGUUAAGUCAGUGACUGUGGUGUAGUUUUAGAGCUAAACUUAACUUAACUUUUCACAUGUGGUGAUUUAGGCCUCAAAAAUGCUCAAAGUGUUGGUCAUUUGUGCAAUUAUCUCGCUGAACAAAACUUGAAAGUAUCAUAAACUUUUGUUUCCCACAGAGCUUAUUUUCUAUUGUGAUUCAAAAUCCAAUGGAAGACUCAAAUUGGCUACUUGUCGGGGUUACCAUGGUGAUGCUAACUUCCACGUUGGCCUACAGAAUAACCUCAUCCCUGCAGCGUACUAAGGAUUUGAUCUGGAGUGAUCCAGAACAGAGCAAAUCUCCCGACGUUUGACAGUGUUUAGUAUUUUAACUCGUUCCUGAAAUCACUUUUUACGUUUUAUGUGCCACUCUUGUAUUUAUUUCACGUUAAUUCAGUGUGAUGAUUUUUUUCUUUUUUUUUUGGCAUUUUCGCCCAUCUUGUAAAUCUUGUAAAUACAGUAAAUGUUGUGAAUGAAAGUUGAUGAUGUGGUGGAGAGAUUAACAGGAUGUCUGAAUAACGAGUGCAUCACAUCACAUACAGACAGCUGACUGUUAGCUCCGGUUUGUGCCGCUCAUAUAUUACUGUUACAGUCACUGAGAGGAGCAUCCUGCUUCCUCAAAGAAAGCCCUGGUACUUUCAGUCUUACAAGAUUCUUCUAACAAUGAAAAAAUAGUCUGAUUUUUAAGAUAGAUUUUUAACCCAGUGAACACGGUGCAGCCGUUUCUUAAUCAGGGUUGUAGCUUGGACAAACAUUAGAUUGCUUGACUUGUUCAAAACAAUUUUUGAUGUAAUUUGCUUGUCUGUAUUAAUGUCACCUUGUGUUAGUUGUUUGUUUUAUUUUUAUUAUUUUUUGACCUUCAUUUCGAUCUCAACUACACACGUGUAACGUUUCAUGGCUGCAUCUUGCACCGUCACAACGUUUUCACAUUGACAAACAUUUGCCCACAGACUGACACAUAAACAGCUGGCCAAAUACAUAAAAAACAUCUGUGGUAGUUCUCGCCACAGUUGGUGUCACAAGGACCACAUGUUGCCAUGGUGAGACAUACAGACUCACAAGGUGAAAACAUCACCAGCUGUUGUGACGUUUUCACUAUUUUUUGGUGCGGUGUACAGAAUAUUUUUGUUGUUUGGUUGAUUUUGGAAGUCUCUCCAGAGCUGCAGUAGCUGUUACAACUCUGUUGAUUUUUCCAGGGUUGCCAAAGAUGGAUGUUUUCCUAUUAACACACAUGAUUAUUUAUAAAAGGCACAAACUCAGAGAACACAUGUAAAUGGUGUCACUGUUGUGUGUUUUACAUCAUUCUAUCACUGAUUACUACAUCAAGAAGCUGUCUGAUAUUUUAGUGCUCAUGUGAUGUAGGUUUUGUCCUCUCUGGAUCCUGAGGCUGUGAUCCCUCACAGAGCUGCAGUUUGUUGACUUUAAGCUGCUAAUGUUCUGUAUGUGUAUAUUAUUGUAAAUAUGUGUAAGCUUGUAAAUAUCAGUGUUUUUACACAAACUGUAAUUACAAACGCAUGCUUUACGUUGAACGUAGCAGCCUGUAUAAUUCUGUGUGCUCUGAUAACCUGUAUGCAUGAGCUCAAAGUAUUUAUGACUCACCCGUACACAUCUUAAAUAAACACCUGCUGUCAGUCACACAAACAGUCUGUACCCGCAGGGGUA
Plectropomus leopardus (leopard coralgrouper) is the source of this 3935-nucleotide messenger RNA. RefSeq names its product jnk1/mapk8 associated membrane protein (gene jkamp). Gene Ontology annotation, molecular function: ubiquitin protein ligase binding. The record is from RefSeq and is a predicted model, not a curated record. NCBI's taxonomy places the organism in Eukaryota, Metazoa, Chordata, Actinopteri, Perciformes, Serranidae. Gene Ontology annotation, cellular component: membrane. Gene Ontology annotation, biological process: ERAD pathway; response to unfolded protein.